Molecule: messenger RNA, 1761 nt
Organism: Triticum urartu
Lineage: Eukaryota; Viridiplantae; Streptophyta; Magnoliopsida; Poales; Poaceae
Source: RefSeq, a predicted model, not a curated record
CGUACGAACGGCGAACUUAAUAAUAUUAAAAUCAGAGCAAAAUACUGUUCGUGUAGUCAAGAAUCUGCAUCCACUUACAUGGCUGCCCUUUUGUUGUGGGACUGCUGAAACACACCAGUGCUGCAACUCAUCCUAACGUUGGGGAACCAGCGGAGAACAAGACUAAACUAAUCAUGUCAGCAACACGAAACCCGGAUUGCAUUUCCUUGGCUAAUUUUCCAUGAUCUUAUAUAACCCGUAUCCAGAUCCGAGAUCAAUGAACACUCGUGCAGCGCACUGUGUAACCAAUGACCGAGACAUGCCAGGCAGAUAUAAGCUCACUGAUUCACACUUGCUGCGCUAAAUAAAAACACGUAGGAAGCUGGUCUGUCUGAAUGGGCCUUGGGUGGCCAUGUUUCUUUCAACAGAUCACCUUAACACAUAUGGAGGUUAGUUGGAUGAGAUUCCUGCUGUCGACUGCUCUACCUAUCAUGCCAUUGCUCCGUUAUAAACACAGAGAGAAGCCAAGGAUUGAGCACCAACAAACUGCAGCCCUUGUCUUGCCAACCUUUCUCUUCCAUUUCCAUACCGAAGAAAGUAGCAUCAGAGCCUCAAAACCACAAGCAUGGCUUACCAUCUAAGAUCUGCAAGCGCGCCUUCCAGCCCUCGCUCAAACAAACCCCAAGUAGAGCAGCAGCUCCAGAGCCUGAGCGCAACCAUCUCUUCGCCCUUGGUGACCAUCGAUACGGCAUGCAAAGGUUUGAUGAAGCUGGAAGACAUCUACAGCUGCAUUGAAGAGAUGAUGUGCACACCCAGCAACCAAGUCAGCUUCUGCAAGACCCUGCAAAGGGUGGCAGUGGAGGCCGAGCUUGGACGGUCCCUCGUCGUGCUUGACCUCUGCAACGCCAUGCAGGAGACCUUGAUGGAGCUGAAGAUGACUGUCCAAGAGCUCUUGUUGGUUCUGAAGAGAGGAGAGGAUGUAACUUGCCAGUUCAAGGCGUACAUCCGGCUAGCCAAGAAGGCACAAAAGCAGUUCAAGAAGAUCAGCAAGAAAACUGCUUCAGACAAGAAUGAUUCUAGGAUGGUGAUGCUAAUGGCAGAAGCAAGAGAGAUCACCAUUUUACUUCUCGAAUCCACAUCCUGCAUCUUGUCGAAGCAAAUUGAGAUGCCCAAGUGGUCUCUUGUCUCCAAAACAUUGCAGAAGAGCAAAGUUGUGUUCGAAGAGGAGCAAUUGCGGGCAUUCGUGUGCAGUAUCGAAGAUCUUGAGAGCGGAGUAGAACUUCUUUACAGGAGAUUGAUCCAGAACAGAGUUUCUCUUCUCAAUGCUCUUAGUUUGUAGAUAGCCUGAGCUCUAGUUCCCUGCGAUUGCCAUCCACCUUUUAAAGGAUUAGUCGAUCAUCAUCAUAGCACUUUUGUAGUAUGUACAAUUGUGGAUAUGUGCAGAAAUUUACUUAACCGAAAAGCGAAGAGAAACAAUUUUGGCAAUUUCAUUUUCUGAAUUUUACCAUUUUUACUGAUAAAAUGAUUAUUUGUUAAACAAGUGACUAACUGACUUGGUUUCUCAUAACUCGAAGAAAAGAUUUCUCUCCUCAAACAUAGUAUUUAUUUACAAGCAACAGAACAAUAACAUGGAAUUUGGGGCUUUCCUGUCACAUAAAAUGUUGUCUAGUUUAUAACUUUACACAAGAAGUAAUGAUAUCUCUAAAUGGCCUAUUAGUCUCAGGUAAUUAUUUCCCAAGGGUCAUAUUACUCAGAGUCACAGGUGUCGCAAGCUCUAGCAUG